AUGGAAAACGACCCACGAAGAGUACAAGCAGAACAGACUCUGACAAGCAUCAGCACGGCAUUAUCGCAGGAGAAAAACCUUUCAAUUGUUGAUUCUCAGGGCAAUGCGAUAACUGACCCGUGCAAAGCUGUGGAAGGCGACAGUAGUAAUGCUACGUACGAGAUUUCUCUCGAGAAAAUGGAUGAUGUCAUCAUCGGCAUCACCCGUCAGGUCAGCGAUAUGACAUUACAGGAACCAUGCGAAGGACACAUCGUGCCAGGUGCGAAGCCAGCGGUAUUGAUCGCAGAGAAUAGACAGACCAGAGUGAAAGCACGCAAUCUGUCGGCACAGGUGAAAAGACCCGGAUGA
Messenger RNA from Pseudovirgaria hyperparasitica, 348 nucleotides. RefSeq lists its product as uncharacterized. The transcript has a single exon. Bases 1 to 348 code for a protein of 115 amino acids. NCBI's taxonomy places the organism in Eukaryota, Fungi, Ascomycota, Dothideomycetes, Acrospermales, Acrospermaceae. The record is from RefSeq and is a predicted model, not a curated record.